GAUCUGGUUCUGUAUUGAAAUCUUAGAUCUGAUUUUUAUAGAUAGUUUAGUUUGGUUAAGAAUAAAAAUCGGUUAGUUUUUAAUAUUUUCAAAACAUUAAUAUAAUCGUAUUCAAUUAAAAUAAUAUAUAACAAUUGCAUCAUAAAUUUCAAAAAAAUUCUGGUACAUUCACUUGUAGAAUAAAUUUUAAUCUAAACUUAUAUAUAUUUUCUAUAUAAAAGGGAAAUUUGACUUUUUAUGCUUAAAAGUGUAGUGUAAUACAAAAUAAUGCUAGGAAUUUUUAACAUUACAAAAUAAUGCCAAAAUUUUUGCUAGUACCCAAAAUACCCCUGUCACAAUUCCCCCCAAUCCCAGUUUUGAUUCUCCCUCUCUCUCUCAAACUCUCGGUCACAAACUCCCAACCCCCCGACCAUUGAACUACCCAGAUCUCCCCGUCGGUUUCUCAAGCUUUCUCAAGCUUUCUCUCUCUCUCAAGCUUUCUCUCUCAAACUCUCGGUUCGAGUCCCCGUCGCGGCCCCCGUCGAAGUCGCGUUGCCCCCCGUCGAAGCCGCGCUGCCCCCCGUCGAGCCCCCGUCGAAACCCCGCGCCUCCGUCUUGCCUCUCGCCGUCUGUCAUCCAAAACCCACGGUUCAAGUUUCUCCAUACCCAAAACAAAGAUGCCGAAGUAUCUUUUACCCUUGACAGAUCACUUUCCUGGACGAGUCACAUAUAGGGGCAAUGGUUACUUUAAAACAAUCAAGGACAAGUUUGAGGAGCUCGGGUUGAUAGAAAGGGUGAAGGAAUCCCCAUUCAAACAAUUUUUCAUGGCUGAGAAAUUGGACUUCUCUGCAUCUCUCAUGCAUCAAUUAAUGUUGCGCAAGAUCCAGUGCUUCAAAGAGGAUGAGUUGCAUUUACAUUUGGGAUCUAGACCCUGCAGAUUUGGUAGAGGCGAGUUUGCUUUGGUUACGGGGUUGAACUUUAGUUCCGGGCCAUCUGAGACUGAUUUGAAGAAACACUUGACUAGUGACCGCUUAAUCAAGGAGUACUUUAAUGAUGAAGAAACAGUGAAGUUAAUGCAUUUGGAGGCUGCUUUAAAAAACUGCACUGUAGUUGAAGAUGCCUACAAGUUGGGCCUAUGUUUCUUUGUUGAGGGGGUUUUACUUGCACGAGAGGGCAAGUUAAAUGUCUGGAUAGAUUCGCUGAAGAUGGUGGAGGACACUGAGUACUUCUUUACUUACCCAUGGGGGAAGGUGUCUUUUAACAAGCUUAUGGAUUCAUGUAAGAAAGACAUGCAUCAUCAGAAAAGGAACUAUGAGAAGAAAAAGGAAGUUAAGGGGAAACAGAAAGAAGCAAAAUACAGUUUGUAUGGUUAUGUCCCUGCAUUGCAGUAUUGGGCAUAUGAAGCCAUCCAGCAGUUUGCACGUGAGUAUGGUAUUAACCAUGGAAACCAGUUUCCGAGGAUGCUUAGUUGGUCGAGCAAUAAGGAGCGUCCUAUUUCGAAGGCCGACCUUGCACCGGUGUUCAAGAAGACGAGUGCAAGUUCUGCUAUAUUAUGUCAAAAUAGAGUAUUCUUUGGUGGUUUCAAACUGACUUAAUGCUUUGUAUUUGAUGCAGUUGAUUGUGUUGUCCAUGUUGAAGCCCCGACCUUCGGAGAUAGAUUAUUAUAGCGCUCUGACGGAGGGUGAUGCUCCCUUGUAUCCCGGGUUGGGCCAAGAAGAAGAGGUAGAGACUCCCACUGAUUUUGAGAAGGUGGCGGAGAUAGCUGCUGAGGUUGCGAAGGCAGCAAAUAUUUUUGUUGAUGGCCCUGAUGAUGAGGAUACCCCAGUCCCCAUCGACCCCACACCCUCGGCCCCAGCCCCAUCGGUACACCCCAGUCCUGAUCAACCUGAUUUACGGGAGGUGUUGGAGAGGUUGGAGCGAGUCGAGAGUCGUCAGGAUACCAUCCUAGAGAACCAGGCGGUCAUCAUGGAUGCUGUCAAUAAGAUCUUGACAUUCGUACAAGAUCUUCCAAAUGAUUCUGAUUCUGAUUCCGACUCACUUGACCUCCCAGAUGAUUUUGUCUCACAUGACAUAGGCACUCCUCCCCCGAUAGUACUCACAGCAAAUCCUGAGACCCCAGGUGUUGCUAUUAUAGAACCUGGGGAUGUUGCUGGUGUAGAGUUUCAAUUGGCCAAGAGGAAAAGACGCAAACCUAAGAAAUUUGAAGACUACACCGACCCAACCAGAAAGAAAGCUCGUUUGGAUGCGAUUGAUGACGUGCCAUUAGUCCUAGACCCUCUAAAGAAGCCACUUGCUACACAGUACAGAACGGUCGGCAAGUGGUUGCUUGGAGAUAUUCCGAACAAGACGAAGAGGGAUGUCCAAUCUGGUGUGUAUGGUUCGAGUUGGUUUCUGACGAUGAAGACACCACAGUUUUGGAUCGAUGAUGGGCAUAUUGAUGCGGCCAUGCAUAUGCUACGUAGGCGUCGACAGUUCUAUCCCGGGGCGUAUCGGCAAGAUGGUGUUGUGAUGAAUAUUAUGUUCUCAUAAGUGGUACCGGCCCGUUAUGAUGCAUAUCAGAAUGCCAAGGAAGCGGAUAAGAAAAGGUUUUUGUGGGAUUCAGAUGUGAUAUCAAUGAUUACGGGAAUUGACAAUCAAUUUCUGGCAUCGUGGAAGGGAGUAGACACUGUAUAUUGGUGCCAGAACUACCUUCAAGCGCAUUGGUUUGCAGUUGAAGCCUCCAUUUCUACUUGGACUCUGAAUGUUUAUGAUUCGGACGUGACCGUGAUAAGUGAUAAACAACUGCAAUCUUUUAUGAAGUCAUGGUCUACUUUGUUCCCAUCGUUGUUAUUACAGUCACAACUUUUCAAGGACGACCCUCGGUUGACGAUUCCACCUGGAGCUAAAAGAUGCAAAGAGUUCAAUGUGCACCGCAUGCCAGUUGAUUCAGUACCCCAAACCAAAGUCAGUGGAGAUUGUGGUGUGUACGCCAUCAAGCACAUCGAACA
Messenger RNA from Humulus lupulus (European hop), 2966 nucleotides. RefSeq lists its product as uncharacterized. The coding region runs from base 1588 to 2508 and encodes 306 amino acids. The transcript has 4 exons. Lineage: Eukaryota; Viridiplantae; Streptophyta; Magnoliopsida; Rosales; Cannabaceae. The record is from RefSeq and is a predicted model, not a curated record.